AUGUCUACUGCAGCACAAGGAUGCAUGGACACCUUUUCACUAUGUCUGGUAGUUUCUGAUCAAUUCGAAGCUGCUACGUGUGUGCCUCAGAAACUCGUUAAUCAGACCUUGUACACUGCGUGCGAAUGUUACCGUAAUGUCAAUAGAGAUCUGUGUUACAAUCAAUGUUCUGGCAACGCAACCCUUCAAGCAGAGCGAUUGACUACCGUGGCCGUCAUGAUCAACCAAACCUGCAGCGAGGCAGGCCUGAAUCCUCACGCUCUUCCCCAGCCUCCACCGUGGCAACGAUUUGGGUUACCUUCAUCGACUGUUGCUAGCACACCGCCCACCAAUACAGCUGGAACUGCAGGCGCACCAGUAGCAGGUACUGCCAACACUCCUGCCAAAGCAGCAGCAGCAGGUGUUCAUGAAUCUGGUGUCUGGAUGAGUGCAAUGACAGCCAGUCUGCUGUGUCUUGUCACUGCCAUCAUGGUUUAA
This is a messenger RNA of Batrachochytrium dendrobatidis JAM81, 477 nucleotides long. RefSeq lists its product as uncharacterized. Bases 1 to 477 code for a protein of 158 amino acids. The record is from RefSeq and is a predicted model, not a curated record. The transcript has 2 exons. NCBI's taxonomy places the organism in Eukaryota, Fungi, Chytridiomycota, Chytridiomycetes, Rhizophydiales.